CCGAGCUGCUCCAGUCAUGUCCUCCCAGCGCUCCCAUGUAGUAGGCGGCGUCCUGCUCUUCUUAGCAUGCCUAUACACCGCACACUGUUCUCUAUCGAAUUCCACUGAAAAUGAGAUCACAGUGACGUUGUCUGGGGAGGGUCACCACAUUGGUUUGGAAAAUGUAAUUGAAGUUCCCGAUGACGAAUACAGUGAAGAUGAAAAUCCUGAAGAAGACCUCUCAGGGCACUCUGUAGAGGAUAUUAUACGAGUACAAGCUGUUGUUAAGCCAGCUGAUGGGGAUGUAACUGCUUCUACUGUGGGAAAGAAGGCAGAUAAAAAGAAAAAAGGGGAAAAGAAGAAGAAUAAACAGAAGACCCCCUGCCAAACUACACAUAAGAGCUUCUGCGUUCAUGGAAAGUGCAGAUACCUAGCAAAAGUACCAGCAGUCUCAUGCAAAUGUCAUGAGAACUACUUUGGAGAGAGAUGCACAGAACGAUACUUGAGAACGGGGACUACAGACCAUAAUGAUAUGACUACGACCACUAUAUUGGCAGUUGUAGCAGUUCUACUAUCAGUUAUCAGCAUAACAGCCAUAAUCAUCAUCAUAGUUGUACACACAAGAAGGAAAUAUUCCUCCUAUGAUUGUGAAGCAGAGGAGACCAAGAAACUGGGACAAGACCAUGGAAGUGAAGAUGUCUAACUUGCCCUUGGCUUUACAAAAAAGCACUGCCAGACCUCAAAGGUGAAUGUGAAGAUGAGCUGCGCCUUCUUAUUGUGUUUUUUACAGAUAUUUAUUUAUUUUUAAUAUUUUACUGUGUAUUAAUAUUGACUAAUUUUAUUAAGUAUUUUUAUUUAAAUAAAAAUAUUCAUUUUUUAUAAA
Bufo bufo (common toad) is the source of this 862-nucleotide messenger RNA. It is a transcript of the gene AREG, whose product is annotated as amphiregulin. The coding region runs from base 17 to 682 and encodes 221 amino acids. The record is from RefSeq and is a predicted model, not a curated record. The transcript is spliced from 6 exons. Lineage: Eukaryota; Metazoa; Chordata; Amphibia; Anura; Bufonidae. Gene Ontology annotation, biological process: positive regulation of mitotic nuclear division; epidermal growth factor receptor signaling pathway; positive regulation of cell population proliferation.